AUCAUACAUUAACUCCUGCUGGCUGCGGGGACUCUCCAGUUGAUAGAAGCCAAGACAGGAGGAUGCACUCAGAGAGACACUGACAAGGUUUUUUUUUUUUUUCUUAACAAACACAGAAAUGAAACCCAAACGAAAAUCCACUUAAUUUUUUAUUUUAUUUUUUAUUUUUUUGGCUACCCGGUGUUUUCCAGGGGAUUUUUCGCACCCAAAAGAGAGUAAAGAAAACGCUGCAGAGAUGAGCGUUGCGUGGUUGUACAUGCUCCUGAAGGAUCCGCUCUCCUGAUAAAGGGACCAAAGAGGACAAAACAAGGCUGUCCUGAUAUUUUCCAAAAGAAGAUUGCAAAGGUGGAGCGAUUAGAGAAGGGCUGAUGACGGGACUAUUAAUCCUUUCAGUGCAUCAAAAGCACCAAAGGGCAUUAGAAACGCUUGGAUGGAAAUCGGGCGAGUGUUUAGAACUGUUUUUGGUUCUAUAUGAAACUGGUGAUUAGUUGAUGUGACACAUCUGCAAGGAUUUUUUUCCCCACUGAAGAUUUUAGUAAGGAAGUAAAUUUGCUUGUUUUUUUUUCCCCAUCGAGGGGGUUGUAUGGUAUGAGCGGUUUCCCGGUGUGAAAACUCUCAUCUCAAUCUUUUUUUUCUCUUCAAGUAUUCCUAAAUCUAAAUGGAAUUAGUUGAGUCUGAAGCCGUUUGUGAAAGGAACAGACAUGGUACAUGGGCACAGCUUCCAUCACGUUGUUGCAAGUCUUCUCAUACUUGGGUUGUCUGGGGCAACAAGGAAGGAUACAGCAGUGAAAAACAAUUCUGGAGUGAAGCCUGCAGGUCAAUGUGGAACGUGGGUGAAGGAACCAGAAGGAGGGCUCUUCACGUCUCCCAAUUACCCAAACAAAUACCCUCCAGACAUAGAGUGUGUUUACAUCCUUGAAGCCCCCCCAAGGCAGUGUAUUGAUCUACACUUUGAGGAGAAUUAUUCAAUCGAGUCCUCUUGGGAAUGUAAAUUUGACAACAUCGAGGUUCGGGAUGGACCGUUUGGCUUCUCCCCAAUUCUCGGACGGUACUGCGGUCAGCACAGCCCGCCCGAUAUCAGGAGUAGCGGCCGAUAUCUGUGGAUAAAAUUUGUUACAGAUGGUGAACUGGAAGCGGUGGGAUUUUCAGCAAGUUACAACUUCACUGCAGAUCCGGACUUUGCAGACAUGGGAGUACCCCCACCUCUGCCCUCCUGUCAGUAUGACAUGGUUGGUCCAGAAGGUAUCGUUGAGUCCCAUCAGAUCACGAGAGACGGGAAGGCUGGCGCCACAGAGGCCGUCGACUGUAAAUGGUACAUCCGUGCUCCGCCGCGCUCAAAGAUCUACCUGCGUUUUCUCGACUAUGAGAUGGCCAAUUCCAAUGAAUGCAAGCGCAAUUUUGUGGCAGUGUAUGAUGGUGGCAGUUCGGUGGAAGACCUGAAGAGCAAGUUCUGCUCCACGGUGGCCAACGACAUCAUGCUGGUCUCCACGCUGGGUGUCAUCCGCAUGUGGGCGGAUGAGGCGAGCCGCAAAAGCCGCUUCCGCAUCCUUUUCACUACCUACCAAGAACCUCCAUGUGAUGCAGAUGCCUUCUUCUGUCACAGUAACAUGUGCAUAAACAACACGCUGGUGUGCAACGGCAUGCAGAACUGUGUCUACCCCUGGGAUGAGAACCAAUGCAAAGAGAAGAGGAAAGCCAACAUCCUGGACAACCUGAACAACACAAACGGGACCAUAAUCGGUGUCACCUGUUGCAUCGUCCUCAUCCUCCUCAUCGUGUCUGUCAUCGUCCAGAUCAAGCAGCCACGUAAGAAGUACAUCCUGCGGCGUGAGGACUUUGACCCCACCAUGUUCCAAGAGGUCUUUGAGCCACCUCACUAUGAGCUGUGUACUUUACGGAGCGCCACCACAGCCGCAGCGGCCUCAGCAGACUUGGUCGACCUGGCAGAAGACUUUGAGAACUACCAUGCCCUUCGUCGUGCCUCCUCGCGUUGUGUCCACGAUCACCACUGUGGCUCCUCCUCCAACCCAGGCUCUGCCCACAUAUCCCAAUUGUCCCUGAGUGGACGAGGAAGCCGUGGCAAUUUGAGUGCUCGAGACGCCACGGCCGCCACUCUGCUCACAGACCUUCCACAGCCACCCAUGGCAGUGCGGCCAUUGCUGCCGGCCACUGGAAACCGCAGGAGCAUCUUGGUCAUGAAGCACAGCUACUCGCAAGAGGCAGCGGACAAUGGAUGUGACCUGGACGACGACCUGGAAGAAGUUCCCACCACCAGCCACCGGCUUUCACGCCAUGAAAAGGCAGUACAGCGGUUCUGCCUCAUUGGCUCUUUGAGCAAACAUGAAUCAGAGUACAACACAACUAGGGUCUAAGAGACAAUCUCAAGGUAAGCACCCUUAUCCAACAAUCAACGUCUUUAUAUGUUGUUCUGUAGUCAUCAUUUGCCCAGUCAGUAUAUACUGUGAUUUUUUUCCUUUUCUGUGAUUUUUGCGCAGGUUUAUAUUUAAUUUGUUUAUGUUUUUUAUUUGUUCAUUUUCACCAAGAUGGUUUUCUUGCUUGCGGCCAUCUUGCCCUCCUAGUGAGUUUGUUUGAAGUCUUUGUGAUGCUCAAGUUGACUGUAUGUCCUCCCAAGGUCAUACAUUGUGUCACUCAGUGGAUAUUCAUUAGCAUGGACUUUUUCAAUCAUCCUUAGUUGAAGCUGUUAUCAAAUAAUCUGAUGUCUAACCUCUGCACUUUUCUCUUGCCUACAGCAAAUAAUUGAUAUCAGUCAUCUAAAGACACUUGUUAAGUCCACAUAAAAGCACAAAUUUGAAAGCAGACACAACCCCGCAUUUUCAUUAAAUGACAUCAGUGGGGUUUUUUGCACACACUAAAGAAAGCACAUUUAGAUCAUUUAAAUAUCUUAUUCAUCUCUUUGUAAUUUACAAUGUUUACUGAUCACACACUCAUACAGAAUUCGUCCGUAGUUUUGCAUGAUUUAUGUCACUUGUAAUUGAUUUUGUGUUUGGUUAAUUGUGAAGCAUAGCCUUUAUGCCUGUGUGUAACAGUUCAUGUGUAUGCUCCACGACUGUGCUUUCAUGAGGUUGCAAUAGGCACAAACAAAAUACCAGUAAAAUAAAAAGUUAGAUAAAUGAAUUUGAGGUGUUAAUAACUGAACUUUCUCAUUAAAAAGUUACAUUUAGGAGAAAUUCAAUGCAGAGUUCUAGAAGUUCGUGCUUGCAGCGUUAUGUUUGCAUAUACUGGAGCAGUCACAUAAAGUGUUACCCAUUAUUUUGUCUUUUAGUGUGAAAAAUGUGCUGUCCUGUUGUGUGUGUGUGUGUGUGUGUGUGUGUGUGUCUGCUUAUGUUCUACAUUAUGUUGCAUUGUCUCCAUCAUGUAGACUUCUUGAGAAUAGUGCAAUCCUGGAUCAGUACGAACGGGCCUCACUGACAUAUGAAAAGGCGGAGCGGAGAUUUACACCAGCAUGAUGCUGAUGCUGAUGAUGAAGGGACACUUUGACGAAAGGAUACUGAAUAUGUGUAAUGUGAAAUCAUGUGCAAAGAUGAACACUAAGGACUAGAUGAAAAUACUUUAGCUGCAAUGCUGUGGAGCAAUUUUGAAGUUUUGGAAGUUCAGUCAGCACUGUGCGUAUUGUAGUCAAUCCAGAUUUUUUUUGUCUAGCUGGAAAGAAAUGGACCUUUAGAAUGAACAUGAUUAUUCAUUAUUAAACUUUAAAUUUGGGAUGUUAGUCAGAAACAUAUCUUCCACUGUCAUAGAUUCCUCACUGAAAAUGUGAUCAUCUUUAAAUUAAGUUUUAAGCAUGUAUUUUUCAAAUUAGUAGCCAUAUUAUUUCAAUAGCAAAUUAUAAAUGCUUGCAGUUUGACAAAACUAGGAAGAUUUUUUUUUAUUACUGAAAAUUGGAACUAAACUCAAUUAAUUACUAACCUAAUUAAAUCUAAUGCUGGAAUAACCAGAAGCAGUUUAAUUUGGAUAACAAUUCAAGACCGAGUUGUAUGGCUUGUGCAUGCUUCUUUUAUAUCCAUUAAAGCAUUAACAUACUAACAUUAAACUAUAAAAAGCCCCCAUCUACUAAUACGUAAGUCAUAUGGACAUAAGAAGUGGUUAAGAAAAAAGCAUCUUCAGUAUAAUUAAUUGCAUUGCAUGUUGUUGCUUAGCUAAAUCAUUAGGUUAAGAGAAUUACACAGAUGAAUUUCACCAGUUUCUUUUUAACACAAACUCCCUUUUAAAUAUGUUGACUAACUUUUUCACAGGCAUUUUAUUUUAAGAGGUUUUUUUUGGCAAACAUAUUUACUUCAAGUCUGUUUGUCUUCUAACUCUAUUCUACUGUAGGAGCUUAAUAUCUUUGUAUUAAAACAGAUUUUUUACUAGGGCAAGUUGAAACGAUGACAGUUUUUACAGUUAUUCCAAUUAUAUUUCAGGGCUGAUUUUACUGAUGCUUUGUAAAAUAAAUAACAAUAAAGCUUCACCUUUUUUCUUUGUUUUAUUGCCGUUUGGUCCGUAGUUCCUAAUGUGUCAUCAGACUGUCAGCUAUCCAUGUCUUACAAUCAUAUGUUUUUAGAUGUUGGUUUAUUUGUUGUGGCUGAUUUGUUUGAGAGGGAGACCAGACCCAAACCACCGAACAGGACAAUAAAACGAGUCCUAGACGGUUCAAAUAAUCACAGGUAAUCACAGGUAUCUGACAGACAAGUUAAUUGACUUUUUGUGUUUGUCCUGAUGAGAUUAACCCCAUAUAUACUGCAGAAGGGACGGGAUCAACCUCAAACAACACUCACUGCUGGCAGGCUGGUUUUGUAGAGAAAAAACAAAACAAAAAAACAACCUGCAUCAUGUGGAAAGUGAGAAGAGCAGAUCAGCUGUGAGCACAAUGACAUAAACAUACAAUUCACACACAUAAUGCAUAGGAUGUCUUUUUUCUUACACUCUGUCAUUGUCCAAGUACUUAUUUUCUUCUGACUGUGUAAAUUUUUUAUGGUAUUUGCCAUCUUUGUGUACAUUACUUUCUGUAUUCGGUGUCAUGUAUGUAUUAUUUACAUCCAUGCUCUCCACUCUCUUUUUCCUCCAUAUUUACACAGUCAUACACACACCCAUAUUUCUGCGUUUACUGAAUAAAAUAUGUUUCUUUUCUAUACAUACAUUGUGCCGAUGUCUGUGUGUUGUCUCUCUGCUUUACAAUAGUGCCAACACCUCUGUUAUAGAUAUUUCUAAAGUGCUCUCAUACAUAAUCUCUCUCUUCUUCACUCUCUCUCUUUCUUGAACACACACACACUCACACACUAUAUAGAUAGAGGCAGACACCUCACUAAUUAAGUAAGUCUGAACCAAUUCGAUCACAAGCAGCCCAGGCAGCAGAUGAGAAAAUGGAAGGCCCAGAACAGACUUUAAGUAAUAGUGUUUUUAUUUCUCUGCAGAUACAUCAGACAGGUGCAUCAUUCCUCUGCAUCUUGCCAAGUCUGACAGCAUUCGGAGCUAAGGUUUCUUUCCCUUGCAUCUUGAGUGAACUGUUGCCCUGAGCAACUUAACCAAUGUAGAGUGUUGUGAUGAGAAAAUUAAAAAAAAAAAGGUUUGUGAUGUAUGCAGUUUUUCUUCUUUGCUUCGGACCACAGCGGUGCAUUUUCCCUACCUGUGCUCCACUACUGGCUAGGAUUGGCGAGCCAUGGAACACUGAUUAUCGCAGAUAUGGGACUGAAACUUAAUAGACUGAAAAAUAGAGUACCUUUAAUGUAAAGUUGUUCAUGGAGAAAAAAAAACAAUCAGGUUUUUUAAAUCAUUUUCAUGUAACCAUCAAAAUAUGAAAUUGCAUAUUUCAGCUGCUGACUUCACAUUUUAUUUCUUAUUUUGAUGUCUUUACAGUAUCAGGUUGUUUUUAUAUCCAAACAAUUACAGAAAGCCUUGUUGUGAAGACAAAACAAAAAAAGAACAUUUGAAAUAAAGUGAUGUUAAUCUUAAUAAAUAGGUGCAUAUACAUGAUUCUACUGACCCAUCAACUAACCUUUAUUUAUUCCCACUCUCACUGAUGUCUGAACAUUCUCUUUGUCAUUACAUUGUGGUGUUUUUUUAACCCGUUUGCAUAUUUAUUUGAUAAAACAUUCUGAAAAAUGCUGGACAGAUGUUUUCAAUAAACUAA
Messenger RNA from Morone saxatilis (striped sea-bass), 6124 nucleotides. It is a transcript of the gene neto1l, whose product is annotated as neuropilin (NRP) and tolloid (TLL)-like 1, like. The transcript is spliced from 11 exons. Gene Ontology annotation, molecular function: protein binding. Lineage: Eukaryota; Metazoa; Chordata; Actinopteri; Moronidae. The coding region runs from base 702 to 2372 and encodes 556 amino acids. The record is from RefSeq and is a predicted model, not a curated record.